ACACUCUCAAUGAGACUAAAACCGACAUACAUAGUCGUAUAAGUUUGGCAACAUAAAUUUUCUUUUUCCCCUCUUUCUCAUCUCAAUUUCUGAAUUCGCUUGAAUUCUAUCAAUCUCAUCUUCAGCUAUACAUACAUCUUCAUCUUAUCUAGAGAAGAAAUUCACGCAUGGAUUCCGCAAAAUCUCAAACAUUACAAAUCUUCAUCCGAUCACUCAACCCUAAAUUCCCAAAUCGUACCCUAACCCUAAAUCCAACCCAAACAUGGGGCGAUCUUACGAAAUCCCUAGUAUCAUCAUCUUCUUCUUCAAUUUCUCCCCUCUUUUUCUUGUCAUUCAACGGAAAAACCCUAGACGAAUCCUCCACCAUCGCAAGUUCCAAAAUCGCCGAAUUCUCAACCAUAAACCUCCACUUUAAGCUCCUCGGCGGCGGCGGCGAUGGCGGCGCAACUGGUGCGGAAUCAAGAGAUUGCUACUUAACCAUGUACGCCGAAAAGAAACCAGAUAAAGCAGAUCCUAACGAGAAGCGGCUCUCGAAGUGGACAACUUGCGCGCUUUCUAAUGAACCAUUGAAUCCACCUUGUGUGAUUGAUCACCUCGGCAAUGUGUUUAACAAGGAGGCAGUUGUUAAGGCGCUUCUCGCCAAGAGUUUGCCGAAACCUUUUUCGUUUUAUAUAAAGGGGUUGAAGGAUUUGAUCCCUGUUCAAUUGUAUUGUGUUGAUGGAUGUUUUCAGUGUCCGAUUUCGGGGUUCGAGUUUAAUGGUAAUUAUAACUUCUUUGCUCUGCGGAAAUGUGGUCAUGUUUUUAGUGCUAAAGCGCUUAAAGAGGUUAAGUCUUCAGCUUGUCUUGUUUGUCAUCAAGAAUAUGAUCAAGUGGAUAAGAUUGUCAUUAAUGGGAGUGAUGAUGAGGUUGCUGUAUUGAGAGAUAGGAUGCUGCAGCUGAAGGCUGCUAGUAAACAGGUUAAGAAGCCGAAAUCGAAACAGCUCAACUCCGCUGUUGAUGUUGGUGUUGGUGUUGGUGUUGGUGUUGAUGUUGGUGUUCCCUUGGAUUCGGAUUCUGCUGCAGGUGCUCAGUUGAGUGGCAAGAAGCACGCGAUUGAGGAUGCUAAUAAACUCAAGGAGAAGCUUCCUGUUUCUGUUGCGGCUACUACCAAAGAUAAGGAUAAGGAUGGUUCAGCUAAGAGGUUUAAAGCUGUUGAUAAUGCACCUGCGAAUGCGAAUAAGAAAGUUUAUGCUUCUCUUUUUACUUCUUCUAAGAAGAAAUCUGAUUUCAGAGAGACCUAUAGUUGCAGAUCAUUGCCUUUAGGUCGAAAUUGAUUCGUUGCAAUAUAUUCAUGAGAUGCUAGAUUGUAUGAUUGGGAUUUUAUCUUUGUCUCUAAGCCAUCUCUUACCUUGUUAAGAGGGUCUGCACACUACGCUGGUUCUUCACAUAGCGCGCAACAUUGGCACAAUAGGACUGUAGGAGUGACAGCUGCCUCCGCUGGCUGGUUGUGCCUAAAUCCUUGCGUUGCCUUACGUACCUUAUCGGGGCGUAUUACAGAAAGAUGCAGCAGCUAUUGGCUUCAUGAUGGCUCCUAAUUCAUUAAUGAACUCGGUCUUCGUGUUUUGUAUGUCUAAGCUUAAGAGGCUCCAUCCCAUGGCAAGGAAAAGUAUGUCUAGGGUGAAGAAUGUCUUCCUUGUGUAUUAAAGUAUGGAUCAGAAUUUUUUAAGAAAUUCCUCGCCCAAUUUCAAGUUUAGUCCUUCUGGUGACUUUAUAGUUAAAUCAUUGGGCAAUAUAAUGGGGAGACAUGGAAAUUUGAUUGUGAUUGGAACAUAAGUUGUUUCUUUUGUUUUUUUGCCAUUUAUGAGGUCCUGAAUUUUAGUUAUUUUGUAUUUAGAAUUGAUUUUACAUGUUUGUACUAAAAGUACAUGUGAAUUAUGACGAAAAUACAAGGUUUUCUCUUCUA
This is a messenger RNA of Beta vulgaris subsp. vulgaris (sugar beet), 1942 nucleotides long. RefSeq lists its product as uncharacterized. Gene Ontology annotation, biological process: mitotic DNA replication termination; site-specific DNA replication termination at RTS1 barrier. The record is from RefSeq and is a predicted model, not a curated record. Gene Ontology annotation, cellular component: nucleus. Bases 168 to 1313 code for a protein of 381 amino acids. The transcript has 2 exons. Gene Ontology annotation, molecular function: protein binding. NCBI's taxonomy places the organism in Eukaryota, Viridiplantae, Streptophyta, Magnoliopsida, Caryophyllales, Amaranthaceae.